Molecule: messenger RNA, 1273 nt
Organism: Lobosporangium transversale
Lineage: Eukaryota; Fungi; Mortierellomycota; Mortierellomycetes; Mortierellales; Mortierellaceae
Product: centromere protein Chl4/mis15/CENP-N
Exons: 5
Coding region: 17-1231 (404 amino acids)
Biological process (GO): CENP-A containing chromatin assembly; chromosome segregation
Source: RefSeq, a predicted model, not a curated record
CACCAUUUAAGAAUUCAUGGAGAGACGACUUUUUCCAGAUUCGUCAGCGCUGAGACAUAUCACCAACCGCCAUUCAAAGGAUGCGCUCGUUGACAUGGCUCUCCGUUGGAUUCACAUUCAUCCCAUUACUCGUCCUCAUCGACAACCUGAAAAGGAGUUGUAUGUAGACGAAGAAAGCUAUGAAAAGAGGGAAAUGGAGGAUCACGAGUAUAAAGCACAGGUCGAAAAACGAUAUUGGUGGAUAAAAGAGAAUGGCAACAGAAAUACUGUCGUGGAUAGGAUGUUGAGAGUUGACUGGCGUACAGGACUGAACUCCACGCAAGUAGCUGAUUUGGAUCUAGCUUAUUAUUCACAACAUGCCAACUUGAAAAACUGGAGAACACUUAGAAUGAAUUAUGGUGACGAGACCACCCUAAGAAAAAGAUGGCUUGAUCCCUCAAAGAUUGAAAGGACACUUUCGCACCACCUUGCGCCUUUUCUGAAGCAUCAUGUUCAAGUAUUACAAGACAAAGAAAAGGUUUGGAUCAGAUUAAGCAUCCAUGACGGGUUGGCACCUCAUACACUACCGCCUCCAACAGCCGUUAUAUACUUGAUCUGGUUUAUAAACUCGAAGUAUCUUUUGUGCGGGACAUUUAAAGCGGAAUGGAGGGAUUUCGUGAUGCAGGCAAUAUUACGGUUAUUUAAAGCGGCUGAAAUUGAAGAGUGGCCACUGGCAAGCAAGUCUCCAACGUCCCUUCAAGAGCUUUUGUUGCAUAAAGAUUCUCAGGGACCACAUAGCCGGUACCGACUUGGUCAGCUGGAUAAUAACCCACUAGCGAACAUCCCAAAGAAACGAAGACUAGAGGAUCCACUAGAUAGAUAUACGAACGGAUUGAGGGAUAUCUGUACUGAAGAUCCAACCAAAAUAAUAGCACGUGAUCGAUCCAUAGUCAGUGAUUUUGGUCCUAAUGCGCAACCUAGUCUUCAUAGAGUGGAUCUACAGCUUAAUCUGCCAUACACAAACAAAAGUAAAGACUUCGGACUUGGACGCUCGACAAAAUUGCCAUUUCCGAUCAAAGUGGUCCUUGAAGGUGGCAAUGUGAUCGAGGGAAUCAAGUCUCUAAUACCUCUUGGUGUGGCACAAAACCCCAUACCAAAGUUUCUAGCAGAAUUACAUUCGAUGGCAAGUAACCGCCUAACUAUAAACAUGGAUGAGGAAGGAGAGUCAUUGCAACAAAUAUCACCAGGCUAAAAAACUAAAUAUUGCGAUAUCUGGCAAUAAAAUGGAUGCGAC